This is a messenger RNA of Ochotona curzoniae (black-lipped pika), 936 nucleotides long. Its product is annotated as olfactory receptor 4D2. The coding region runs from base 1 to 936 and encodes 311 amino acids. Gene Ontology annotation, cellular component: membrane. The transcript has a single exon. Lineage: Eukaryota; Metazoa; Chordata; Mammalia; Lagomorpha; Ochotonidae. The record is from RefSeq and is a predicted model, not a curated record. Gene Ontology annotation, biological process: G protein-coupled receptor signaling pathway. Gene Ontology annotation, molecular function: olfactory receptor activity; G protein-coupled receptor activity.
AUGGAGCUCAGGAACGUCACGUGGGUGUCGUAUUUUGUGUUCCUGGGGCUCACACAGACUCGGGAGCUCCAGCUCUCAUUGUUCCUGGUCUUCCUCCUGGUCUACAUCACCACGGUCACGGGAAACCUCCUCAUCAUCUUCACAGUGACCUCUGACUCCCAGCUCCAUGUGCCCAUGUACUUCCUGCUGAGAAACUUGGCUGUUGUAGACCUCUGCUUCUCCUCAGUCACCUGUCCAAAGAUGCUGGCGGACUUGCUCUCUGAGCAGAAAACCAUCUCCUACCAGGGAUGCAUGGCUCAGAUUUUCUUCUUUCACUUCCUCGGAGGAGUCAUGGUCUUCUUCCUCUCAGUGAUGGCCUAUGACCGCCUCAUAGCCAUCUCCCGGCCUCUCCACUAUGUCACCAUCAUGAACACUCGGCUGUGUGUGGCACUGGUGGUGGCUUCCUGGGCAGGAGGCUUUGCCCACUCCAUUGUGCAGGUAUCUCUGAUGAUUCCCCUGCCUUUCUGUGGCCCCAACAUCCUGGACAACUUCUACUGUGAUGUCCCCCAAGUGCUGAGACUUGCUUGCACAGACACUUCCCUCCUGGAAUUCCUCAUGAUCUCCAACAGUGGCAUGCUAGACGUCAUUUGCUUCCUCAUCCUCCUGGUCUCCUAUGCCAUCAUCCUGGUGAUGCUGAGGUCCUAUCCGAAGGAGGCGAGGAAGAAGGCAGCUUCCACCUGCACCACCCACAUCAUUGUGGUGUCCAUGAUCUUCAUUCCAAGCAUUUACCUCUAUGCUCGGCCCUUCACCUCAUUCCCCAUGGACAAAGCAGUGUCCAUCAGUCACACAGUCAUGACCCCUAUGCUUAACCCCAUGAUCUACACCCUGAGGAACCAGGAGAUGCAGGCAGCACUGAAGAGAUUGGGGCGGCAUUGCCUGGUGUGUAAAAGGGAGUGA